CCAGCCCAAGGGGGAGGCGGCCUGUGGUCGGUGAGGUUAGCCGGCUUGUUCGCGUGAUCCCGGGCAGUGGUCCUACGGCUUGGCGCCCGCGGUGGACGGGUCCCGGACCCAGCGCCUGGGCGCGUCCCCUGAGGUGAUGAGGCGGUUCCUGGUACUGUAUGCUACACAGCGAGGACAGGCAAAGGCCAUAGCAGAAGAAAUAUGCGAGCAGGCGGGGGCCCACGGCUUUUCCGCAGAUCUUCACUGUAUCAGCGAGUCAGAGAAGUACGAUCUCAAAGCGGAAACAGCUCCUUUGGUGGUGGUUGUCUCUACCACAGGCACCGGAGACCCACCUGACAGCGCGCGCAAGUUUGUGAAAGAAAUAUGUGACAAGACACUGCCCACGGAUUACUUUGCUCACCUGCGAUACGGAUUGUUAGGUUUGGGUGAUUCGGAAUACACGUUCUUCUGCAACGGGGGCAAAGUGAUCGAUAGACGACUGCAGCAGCUUGGCGCCCGGCGUUUCUAUGACACUGGCCACGCCGAUGACUGUGUCGGCUUGGAGCUGGUGGUUGAGCCGUGGAUUGCUGGACUCUGGGCCGCUCUCACAGAGCACUUUAGGUCAAGGGAAGGACGACGGGAGAACGGGGCCCCAAGGGCGCCCAACACCUCAUUGACUGCAGAGGCCAUGAAGCCAGAGUCACUCCAUAUUGAAUCUCAAAUGGGACUUCUGACGUUGAAUGAUGCAAGAGGAAAGGGUUCUGAAGUUGUGGCCCAGAAUGAGCCAAGUAGAGGUCAGUCAAGGGCGGCGAUCGAGGACUUGGAAUCCUCGCUGAUCUGCUCGGUGCCCCCGCUCUCACAAGCCUCUUUGAGUGUUCCUGCUGCUCCCGCAGCGUAUUUACAGGUGCACCUGCAGGAGCCCCCCGGCCAGGGGGAACGUCAAGCCUCUGUGACUUCCGCGGAGCCCGUCUUUCAAGUUCCAAUUUCAAAGGCGGUUCGGCUGACUACGAGCGAUGCCGUAAAAACCACUCUGCUGCUGGAGCUGGACAUUUCUAAAACAGAUUUCUCCUAUCAGCCUGGUGAUGCCUUCAAUGUGAUCUGUCCAAACAGCGACUCUGAGGUGCAGGACCUGCUCCAAAGACUGCAGCUCGCAGACCAGCGAGAGCACCACGUCCUCCUGCAGAUCAAGGCCGACACCAAGAAGAAAGGAGCCGCCCUACCCAAGCACAUCCCUGAGAGCUGUUCUCUCCAGUUCAUUUUUACUUGGUGUCUUGACAUACGAGCAGUUCCAAAAAAGGCAUUUGUGCGAGCCCUCGUGGACUACACCAGCGACGGUCCUGAAAAGCGGCGGCUGCAGGAGCUAUGCAGUAAACAAGGAGCUGUUGAUUACAACCGGUUCAUCCGGGAUGCCUGUGUGUGCCUACUGGACCUGCUCCUGGCCUUCCCGUCCUGUCAGCCGCCGCUCGGCGUCCUGCUCGAACAUCUUCCUAAGCUCCAGCCCAGGCCGUAUUCUUGUGCAAGCUCCAGUUUGUUCCACCCAGGCAAGCUUCAUUUCAUCUUCAGUGUUGUGGAGUUCCUGUCCCACACCCCCGCGGGGGUGAGGCUGCGGAAGGGUGUGUGCACGGGUUGGCUGGCCGGCUUGGUCGCCUCAUUCCUUCAGCCAGAGUCGCAGGCGUCACCUGCAGACAGCGGGACAGCCCAGGCUCCCGAGAUCUGCAUCUGUCCUCGAGCAGCCAGCUCCUUCCACCUCCCGGACGACCCUUCGGCCCCCGUCAUCAUGGUGGGUCCGGGAGCCGGCGUCGCGCCCUUUAUCAGCUUCCUGCAGCAUAGAGAGAAACUCCAAGAGCAGCACCCGGAUGGAAAUUUUGGAGCCAUGUGGUUGUUUUUUGGCUGUAGACAUGAGGAGAGGGACUACCUGUUCAGAGACGAGCUCAGGCAUUUCCUCGAGCAUGGGAUCCUGACUCACCUGAAGGUCUCCUUUUCAAGAGAUGCCCCUCGAGGGGAGGAGAAGGUCCCAGCGAAGUACGUGCAAGACAGCCUCCGGCUGCACAGCCAGCAGGUGGCGAGGGUCCUCCUCCGCGAGAACGGCUGCAUUUAUGUGUGUGGAGAUGCAAAAAAUAUGGCCAAGGAUGUCAAUGACAGCCUUGUGGAAAUAAUAUGCAAAGAGCUUGGAGCUGACAAACUAGAAGCAAAGAAAACGUUGGCUACUUUAAAAGAAGAAAAACGUUAUCUUCAGGAUAUUUGGUGAUAAAACCAGAAAAUGAAGGAAAAGAAAUAAGCCUUUUUCACUGAAGAUACUAAACCACAGUUUUACUGAAACUGAGAUUUAAAUCUUUUUAAAUUUUCUUUUAACAUUUUUGGGAGCCCCAGAGAGGAGCAGGUCACUGAACAGCCUGGCACACUUCCUGAUGCGAUUUCAUCUGCCUCUCCCGCUCCCUGCCCGUGCCUGUGACCCUCGCUGAGGUGCCUGUGAGCACAGGGGCGGCUUCCAGCUCACCGGCAGGUCGUCAGGCGUAGAGGACUUGGGAGGCCUCAUCCGGUUUUGUGCCGCGUAGCCUGAGGAGCCUUCCGGUAGGAUACUCGUGCGGGUGCCGAUGGGCUGCCGUGGGCUGGGUGUGCAGCUCUUGUGAACUUAUCUUGCCAAUAUAUUCUUAAAAUAAUGUGAUGGUCCUAUAUGUUUUGUAUGAUGUAUAUUCAUAAAGAAUAUCCACAUUGAUUUAUGGAAAUUACUCAUGUAGAACCUACCUGUUGCAUAUUUAUAUAACUAUCAAAUAGUUAUUACCAAAACUAUUUCUGAUAAAAAUAAUUUUAAAUUAAUCUGUAAGAAUUUUUAUGCAAUUAAAGCUGUGAAAUAUAUUUUGAAA
Molecule: messenger RNA, 2843 nt
Organism: Chinchilla lanigera (long-tailed chinchilla)
Lineage: Eukaryota; Metazoa; Chordata; Mammalia; Rodentia; Chinchillidae
Gene: Mtrr
Product: 5-methyltetrahydrofolate-homocysteine methyltransferase reductase
Exons: 15
Coding region: 137-2227 (696 amino acids)
Biological process (GO): homocysteine metabolic process
Cellular component (GO): cytosol
Molecular function (GO): flavin adenine dinucleotide binding; [methionine synthase] reductase (NADPH) activity; FMN binding
Source: RefSeq, a predicted model, not a curated record